AUGUCUGGCGCCGAGGUCAUCGGACUUAUUUCUGGAAUUAUAGGCAUAGUCGACGUAAUUAUCAAGGUAUACGGGGCAGCGAAAGAUGCAACUGGACUUCCGAGUUCAUUCCGUGUAGUGGUCAGAAGAUUACCACUGAUAAAGGAUACUUUGGAAACCGCGGCGGGAGGAUUGGAUGAGACGGAAAGCGAAGUAUACUUCGCUGCACUGAAGGGCGUUCUUGAGGCAUGUGGAGAGAAAGCCGAUGCUCUCGAGAAGAUUUUCCGCCGCGUCAUGGUUGACCAAGAUGCCACGAGAGCGGAACGCUAUGCCGCAGCAGUACGAACCCUUGGCAAGGGGCGCAAGGUUGAAGAUCUCAUGGAUGGUGUUCUAGGCGACCUGCAGACCUUAUCGGCAAGUUGUGCCGUCAGGGCAGCAACUAGGACUCAGCUGCGCAGUUUGGUUGAAGAGAGUAAGAACAUAUCAGAAAAAGGCCUGGAGGACAAGCAGUCCCCCUUCAUUGGAAAUUACGGGACAGGGCCCCAGAGCAUUCACACUGGUAAUGGCGAUCAGAACGUCAAUAUCGGGUCAGGUGCCCAAUUCAAUGGAAAUUUCACGGGGCCGUUCACUUUCUCGUCUCCUGCGAAUUGUUGA
Messenger RNA from Neoarthrinium moseri, 633 nucleotides. RefSeq lists its product as uncharacterized. The record is from RefSeq and is a predicted model, not a curated record. The transcript has a single exon. NCBI's taxonomy places the organism in Eukaryota, Fungi, Ascomycota, Sordariomycetes, Amphisphaeriales, Apiosporaceae. Bases 1 to 633 code for a protein of 210 amino acids.